GGUUGUCCCAGUUUUCGUAAACGUCGCCCAUCAUUGGCACCAUUAUUGGAAGCUACUGGUGCUACAAGUGUUAUUGCUACACAAUCAGGCAUAUCUAAUCAUAUCAAUAGGGCCAAAGAUCACAAAAAUAAUAAUGGAAGAAUAAAUAGUAGUAAUAUGAAAUUUCGAUCACCGAUAGUAGCACCAUCAACACUAUCAUCAUCACUGAUUAAAACAACAGCAGCAAUAGGAAUUAUGCAAGAAGACGAAUAUGAAAGUGAUGAUUCAUUAGUUGUGUAA
This is a messenger RNA of Acanthocheilonema viteae, 279 nucleotides long. The record is from the annotation of a GenBank genome assembly. Lineage: Eukaryota; Metazoa; Nematoda; Chromadorea; Rhabditida; Onchocercidae.